GCCGGGUUGCGUGCGGCACUCCAUCGAGUACAUCGCUUCUCAAGUGACUGAUCUUGAAGUUGGUAAACCGAUGAACCCGGUGGAGUUUAGAAACCUGGUUGAGGCGCGCCAGUGGACUUGCGUCGAGCAAGCGCAUGACGAAUCCAAGACGAACACUCGCCUUGACACCUACCUCAAUGUUGGCAACCCGUGCGCCCGAGAGAAGUUCGAUCGAGCUUACGCGAGCGUGGUAGGACGCAACCCUCUGAAGGAGCCGACACUCGAGGACAUGGUGCGAGACUACCACAAGAAACACGACAAAGAGAACAGCCACUCGUGCGGCUACCUCCGUGCUUGGAUCGAGUGGGGCACACUGCAGUUUGGUGAUGGUCUCAAAUUCGCACAGGAGCUCGUCAUGUGGAUGAGGAAGGGAAGAGAAGAUCGUGGGAAUUUUCUCAUCAUGGAGGGCUCAGCGGGAACGGGUAAGUCAUGGGGGACGACUUACCCGCUCAAGAAGAUCCUCUUGGCGCACGGGUACGAUAAACCAGGCGAAGGGUCGUACGUUUUAGAACGAUUAGGAUCAAAGCACCCUCUCAAUCUAGCUUUUGUGUUGGAUGAGUUGGACAUAGGAACGAUCAAGGACUGGCUCUCCACGCCUGAAAUGAAGGGAACAGGUUGGUGGAAGCGGUUCUUGGGUAUGAUUUGUGACCCGGUAAUUAAUUUAGGGCUGCCAUCAAAUAGGAAGUUCGACAUGCACACAUUUCAUUAUCCUGCGCCAUUUAUAGCAACACUAACAGAGAUGUUCUAUCUUGUUCCGGGUUUAGAUAAAACUUAUGAUACUGCGGAGAAAUGUGCUCGCGAGAACAAGCAGAUGAAGGACAGGAUUAAAGUUUUUCACUGCGCUCAGCGUGUCACACCACCGGAGGACGCUGUGACAGGUGCGGAGCUGUACCCGCGUAUUCCUGUAUGUGCUAUCUGUUGGUCUAAGAUAAUUGAUCUAGCUGCUGCUAAUAUAGAUGGCGACCCUAUUUGUGUCCCGAUGAAUCAGGGGGAAAAGCAUAGCUUUGAUGACUCGAUGAACGCGACGUUCCACGAUAGGUCGCAUACAGGGGAGCACGUGGAUGAACAGCACCUUGAUGGUGAAUCAGAAAAAUCAUUCGGCGCUCGUUCACCCUGUAACUAUGACGAGGCUGAGGAUAUUUAUGGCAAUAAAGACUACGACACAGAGGACGAGCUAUAGUAGAUUCAUAAAAAUAUAACUCCUUAGCAAACUUAUUACCGGCAUAGUUGUAAUGUAGUCAUUUCUAGAUGGUACACACGUAGAGAAAAAAAAACUUUUAAUUCAUCACCUUAUGUAAAAUUAUGCGUCCUAUGUCAUCUUAUACCUAUUAGUCGCUGGACCACAUUCAUUUCCGUCCCACGGGCCAAGUUAAUUUAGUUAAUUGAUAUUCUAGCCGUCUUGCUGUUUGUGACUCCCGCGUCGUCUACGGGCUUGUGGGUCACCUGAAUUAAACAUGUUAAGCUAGUCUCUUGAUAAUUGAGAUGAGCCAUAUUCUACAGCAUGAAAAUGACAAAAAAUAUAGCUCAUCCAUUGUUGGAGAGGAUGGAUAAUUAUGAACACUUUCUCAACCUUGGAUAAGAUUUUUUUUAUGUCAUUUUGGGUGUGUUUA
Molecule: messenger RNA, 1649 nt
Organism: Amoebophrya sp. A25
Lineage: Eukaryota; Dinophyceae; Syndiniales; Amoebophryaceae
Source: the annotation of a GenBank genome assembly